Molecule: messenger RNA, 927 nt
Organism: Manihot esculenta (cassava)
Lineage: Eukaryota; Viridiplantae; Streptophyta; Magnoliopsida; Malpighiales; Euphorbiaceae
Product: protein FD-like
Exons: 1
Coding region: 192-842 (216 amino acids)
Biological process (GO): positive regulation of DNA-templated transcription
Cellular component (GO): nucleus
Molecular function (GO): DNA-binding transcription factor activity
Source: RefSeq, a predicted model, not a curated record
CACAUUAAUGUGCUUUCUUUCUCCCCAAUUCCUUUUGAAUUGAUUUAGUUUUAAUUUGUAAAUGAUACAAAUUGCAUCCUCCAUUUUUAUGCAUAACUUAUCAAAUCAGCAGACAGACAUCUCUUGUUCUCCAGUUCCACAUCUCAUUUCUCUCUCUCUCUCUCUCUCUGUGUGUGUGUGUGUCUCUCAGCAUGCGAUCAUUCCCAGAAAGAAACGAUUACUUAAGCAGAAACUCUAGCUCCCCUUCAAAAUCCUCGUCUACGUCUUCCUCCCCAUCAUCUCAGCUACUGAACCCUUCAUCAGCCAGGCAAGCCAUGGAAGAUGUCUGGAAAGACAUAAACCUAACAUGUCUUCAAGACUGUCCAAGCGGCGCCAACCACGCCAACCACCCUGCUUUUCCUGCUGGAAUGAUCCUUCAAGACUUCUUAGCUAGACCAUUCAACAAAGAACCACCAACUGAGCCCUCCUCUGGGCGAGCCAAUGAUUUUCUAGAUUCUUUAGGGCCACGACCUGCCACUAUGUUGAGUUUGAAUUCUGGGUCUGAUUUUGAAAUUCUCGAAAGUGGGACUGCUUCCAGAAGGCCAAACCCUCAGAUGAAUACUCAUGCGAGAGUUGACACACCCUCUUUUGGUUCUUGGCUAAUCUCUCCCCUUGAUGCUUUGGGUUCUUCGUCGGUUUGUCCUUCCAUUUGCAAGAAAAGACUUCAAGAAAAUCACAACAACUCUGUUGAUAGGAGACACAAACGAAUGAUGAAGAAUAGAGAAUCAGCUGCUCGGUCCAGGGCUAGAAAGCAGGAAUCUCUCUCCUCUCUCUCUCUCUCUCUCUCUCUUUCAAAAAGAUGAUAUCUUUAGUUGAAAAUACAAUAAUCCAUGUAAUAUUUAGUGACAUUCUUUAGUGGGUUUCUUUUUGAAUCCCUUUUUAAAACAU